AUGAAGGAUAUUUUACACAGAUUGAGAGGAGAUAUAGGUAGCACUUCCGUAUUGUCUCCCAGUAAUGAGAAUAAAGCCGACAUAGGAUGGAGGAAGUAUUAUAUAAUAGGAGUAGAGUUUAGGGAGGACUGGAAGAAGUACAGGGAAAAUUUUUACAACCGGUGUUGGACGCGAGCAGAUACGGAGGUUGAUCCAACAAUGAAGGAAAAGUUUACUUCUUUGGGAAGAAAGGUGAAGAAGAUUGAUGAUGAAAUGGAAAGGCACAAUGAACUUCUCAAUGAGAUACAAGACAAUCCAACUGACGUUAAUGCAAUAGUUGCACGGAGGCGUAAAGACUUCACAGAGGAAUUCUUUCGCCACCUUAACCUACUUUCGGAAAUUUAUGAUAGUUUGGAGGAUCGUGAUGCGAUGGCCCGGCUGGGGGCUAGGUGUUUGUCUGCUGUCAGUGCUUAUGAUAACACACUGGAAUAUGUGGAGACAUUAGAUACUGCUCAGGCCAAAUUUGAUGAAAUCCUAAAUUCUCCUUCCAUGGAUGUAGCAUGUGAGAAGAUUAAAAGCCUUGCCAAGGCUAAGGCGCUUGAUUCUUCAUUAGUAUUGUUGAUAAACAGUGCUUGGGCUUCAGCAAAGGAGUCCACAACUAUGAAAAACGAGGUCAAAGACGUAAUGUAUCAUUUGUACAAAGCCACAAAAAGCAGUCUUCGGAGCAUUGCACCAAAAGAAAUAAAACUACUCAAGCAUUUGCUGAACAACGAUCCCGAAGAGCGAUUCUCGGCAUUGGCAACAGCUUUCUCCCCUGGAGAUGGACCUGAAGCCAAGGACCCCAAAGCUGUAUAUACUACUCCGAAAGAGCUUCACAGGUGGAUUAAGAUCAUGCUUGAUGCGUACCAUCUAAAUGCGGAAGAAACCGACAUUAGAGAAGCCAAGCAGAUGACUCAGCCUGUGGUUAUACAAAGGCUGUUCAUCCUCAAGGAAACUAUCGAACAGGAAUAUUUGGAACGAAGCACAGAGCAGGAGUCUCAAGCAGAGGGUGCUAAACCAGAGGAGUUCUAGUAGCACCCAUAUUCAUUAAUAGCUUUAUUCUGGACGUCAUCUUCUUGUUGGAGAAGAAUCUUAGUUAUUGAUGUACAUCUGGUGGAGUAGAUCGAGAAUCGGAUUGGAAUGCGCAAAUUUGACAGCAAAGUCCAAGCAUUGCAGAUUUGAACUUUGGUGUCCGAUAUGAGCCCGUGGCCAGCCGUUUUGAAGAGAACGUGUGACAGACUAGACUCAGUGCUUCACCCUGACAUAUAGGCAAUUGUAGCCGCAUUCUAAUGUUUACUAGCCCGAAACAGUGUUCUAAAUUUUGAACAACUUUUCGAUAUUUUGUUAUUUUCAUAUUUUGGUUGGUAUUAAGAUUCUUAACAAGCCUAGAGUUGUGUACUACAUUUCAUAUUAUUCAAUGAACAACUUUGAAGUUUACUUA
Messenger RNA from Malus domestica (apple), 1459 nucleotides. Lineage: Eukaryota; Viridiplantae; Streptophyta; Magnoliopsida; Rosales; Rosaceae. The record is from RefSeq and is a predicted model, not a curated record.